Messenger RNA from Lentinula edodes (shiitake mushroom), 1832 nucleotides. Its product is annotated as Arabinanase/levansucrase/invertase. The transcript is spliced from 13 exons. The record is from RefSeq and is a predicted model, not a curated record. NCBI's taxonomy places the organism in Eukaryota, Fungi, Basidiomycota, Agaricomycetes, Agaricales, Omphalotaceae. Bases 1 to 1365 code for a protein of 454 amino acids. Gene Ontology annotation, molecular function: hydrolase activity, hydrolyzing O-glycosyl compounds. Gene Ontology annotation, biological process: carbohydrate metabolic process.
AUGCUCGGUCAACUCAGAGCUAACUUUCGAGCCCUGUGUGUCUCGAUACUUCUUGCGCCUGCCGUACUAGGUGCUUCUUGGAUUGUCCCCGGUGCUGUCUGGACCGACACAUCUGGUAACAAAAUUGAUGCCCACGGCGGACAGAUCUUGCAGGAGGGAACUACCUUCUACUGGGUUGGGUCUGCCUAUGCGAGCAACGAGGUUCCCAACAUCUACUCCUCGACGGAUCUUCUCAACUGGACAUUUCAAGGUCCCGCUAGCACGGCUGUAGAGUUCAUGUAUAGGCCUAAGUUGUUUACUUCCGGCGGUAAAUUUUAUAUCUGGGGCCAGGUCAACAGAUUGGUCCAAGCGCUGGAAUCGUCUUCGAUAAACACUGGCUACUCCGUCUAUGGCUCGGCAUUCAGUCUUCCUCCCGACGCACGAACCUACAGUGAUGAAGGAAUCUUCGUUGACACCACCGGUGAAGCCUACAUCCUCACUAGCGCAGACUCUAACAACUUGCAAAUCAACGAGAUUAAUGGAGGAUCAUCAGUGUCCAUUGGCACCCGUGUUGAUAAUGGGAAUCUGAUAUAUCUGACAGAGGGCGCGUACGAGGCCCCUGGUUUGAUGAAAUCCACUGGAGGAAUCUACUAUCUAGUCAUGUCCACGAAGACAGGCUAUACCGCAAACGCCAACCAAUUCUGGUGGUCGACCAACAUUGCUGGUCCUUGGAACGGACCCAGCGGAAUCGCCCCUUCGUCUUCCAACACCUACGACUCUCAGAACACUUUUGAGCUCAAGAUUUCUGGAAGCCAGCAAACGACGUACAUAUACAUGGGUGACGCUUGGGAUUCUGAAGGGACUGCCGCCAGCAAUUAUGAAUGGCUUCCCAUAUCCGUUGACGACAGCGCUCAUACGAUCACACUGGAAGAUUACGCAUUUUGGAAGGUCGAUGUUAGCACCGGUGUUAUUACUACGUCAACAACUGGAAAGCGAUACAAUGCUGCGGACGCUUUCAACGAUUUAGUCUCAAGCAGAUACCUCGUAGUCGAAGAUUCCUGCGUAGCGUGCGAGCGUUCUGUACACAACAUCGACUCUCAGAGCAAUGUUACAAUUCACAACAUUGAAGGCACGGGUGAGCCCCAAUGGGUUUCCAUCCACUACACAGUCAGCGACCCCACUGCCGGCGAUGCUUAUGUCUGGCUGAAUGGCGAAAAAAUCAAGAUCGCCGACAAAAACUCUCGUGCAGGAAAGUUUGCGACGGUCCCUAUCAACCUGACACUCAAGAAGGGCAACAACAAUGUACUUACAUUUGGAUGCCACGCUCAUGCAGAAAAUUCUGACUUUGUGGCUCAUCUGGAAGGAAUUGAAGUCGUGGAUGAUUGAAUCGUAUUUCGAUAUUGUUAUAUUAGUGACAAGACUCCAGACGAGUAAGAAUGUGGCCGUACACCUCAUAUAUCUAAAUUCAAGGGUAUCUUUGGGUAACGUUUGCAGUAAUGAAAAAGGUGGAAUAAGGCGAUUGUUCGUUGCUAUCAUUAUGGUUGCUACAUGUAGGGAAUAAAAUGGCUGAACAGCAACAAACGUUCAUGACAUCGCAGCGCAAUCGCUUGUCAAGCUCAAGAUUUUUGGGACCACAAACACGAUCGAUAACAGUACAAGGCAAUGAAUUUCAAUGCGGGCCGUUAAACACAAGUUAUGAUAAUGUUAUCUUCUUUCCCUUUCUUUACUUGACAACCUACAGCUUACACAGUUCCACUCGCAGCGAUGGCAACGGAAGCACUCGGCUUUCCAGAUGGAGAGCCCAAUGCUUCGAUCUGCUUAACUAAGUCCAUUCCCUCAACGACCUCGCCUAC